Messenger RNA from Apis laboriosa (Himalayan honeybee), 505 nucleotides. RefSeq lists its product as uncharacterized. NCBI's taxonomy places the organism in Eukaryota, Metazoa, Arthropoda, Insecta, Hymenoptera, Apidae. The coding region runs from base 62 to 394 and encodes 110 amino acids. The transcript is spliced from 2 exons. The record is from RefSeq and is a predicted model, not a curated record.
AGAACAUAGUUACAAAAAAAUAUUUUAUACGUUAUCACUUUAAUAUAAUAAUAUUUGAAUAAUGUUUGAACCGAUAGUUUUAAAAAAAAAACAAUUUCGAACUCUUGCUGGAACUCCGGCUGGUAGAGCAUUUAUAAUUACAAGUUUAACGAAAAUUCUUAUUCCUCUUGCAGGUCUUUUAUUGUUAAGUGAUUUUAUUGAGAAGAAACACAAACUUAUUACUGAACUUGAACUUAAACCUAAAAAACAAACUUUACUUGAUGAAUAUGAGAGUACAAAACAUUUUUGGAAUCAACCCAGAUUCCAGAAAAUUGUUAAAUAUAUAUUAGAAAAAGAAAAAAAAGAAAUUAUUGAGACUAAUAAAUCAUCAUCUUUAUCUGAAAUCAAUAAUUAAUUAAUUUGUAGUUUAUUAAUUUGUACAUUAAAAAGUUGAUAAAAAUUGAAUUAAAUUUUAAUCUAGCUAUAAUUUAUAAAAUAUAUAAAUAUUAUAUAAUAAACAAUUAGU